AUGUUCUUGCUGAACUAUGCGACGCAAGUACUAUGUUUCAUCCUUGUGACCUCCUUCGUCUUUCUCCGGUUCCUCGUGCGAUGGAAAUUGAGCGGCACGCUGGGAAUCGAUGAUGCCUGUUGUCUCAUUGGAUGGGUCUUGUUCAUGGGUUUUUGCGCAAUUGCUUUGGUCUAUGGCUUCAAGGGUGUCAUUGGUUACUAUACCAUCAUUACCUUCAUCAAGAUGUUCAUCUGCAAUCCAAUCUCCGCUUAUUGGAUACUGUCUCAAAAACCCUACUCCAUAUGCUUGAGCGAGCCAGGAGUGAUCAUUGCAGAUUCCGCCAUUAGCUUCUUAACAGAUAUUGCCAUAUUCGCCUUUCCCAUUACGUUCAUCUGGCCACUACAAAUGCCCCUUUGGAAAAAGGUCAAGGUCAUUGCUCUUCUUGGACUUGGAGGCAUCGCUCUGGCUUUUAGCCUAUACCAGCUUAUAGUCGCGGUAUACGAGAUCAAGAGACCGGACGAUACGACAGUGUUCACUAGGUCUAUAUUGACUGCAAACGCCGAAGUGGGAAUUGGGCUAAUCUGCUCCUGUAUGCCAGCCUUGAACAUCCUCACCAAGCAUACUCAGCAAGACACGGCUCCCUGGAAAGGCCUGGCUCGCAGACACAAAAAGAAUCACGAGCCAAUGCAUACCAUCUUCGAUGGCACCCAGUCUAGUCGAUUUGUUACGAGUCAUUUGAGCACCUCUGCACGCCGAGGAUCGACGGAUGCAGCUGGACUUAUGGCUCGUUACGAGCAGUUGCACUUAUCGGCCAGGGAUAAUACUGAAUCGAUAAUAAAGAUAGUUUCGUUGAAUCAGUAUUGGGAGCAGGCAUCGCAAAGUAAUAAAGGGACAAAUCAAACCGACAUAAUGUAA
This is a messenger RNA of Penicillium lagena, 894 nucleotides long. RefSeq lists its product as uncharacterized. The coding region runs from base 1 to 894 and encodes 297 amino acids. The transcript is spliced from 7 exons. The record is from RefSeq and is a predicted model, not a curated record. Lineage: Eukaryota; Fungi; Ascomycota; Eurotiomycetes; Eurotiales; Aspergillaceae.